Molecule: messenger RNA, 2422 nt
Organism: Zea mays
Lineage: Eukaryota; Viridiplantae; Streptophyta; Magnoliopsida; Poales; Poaceae
Exons: 13
Coding region: 82-2097 (671 amino acids)
Biological process (GO): spliceosomal snRNP assembly
Cellular component (GO): Cajal body
Molecular function (GO): U2 snRNA binding; U1 snRNA binding
Source: RefSeq, a predicted model, not a curated record
CCAGUCUUAGAAUCGAUAAAAUGAAAAAAGUUGGGAAAGAAACCCAGAACCCUUUCCCCCCAACCUAGCCGGCACCCACCAAUGGCGAGGCCGCCGCCUGCGGCGCCCGCCCCGGUGAGGCUUCGUCUGCUUUUCGAAAACAGUCGCCUCCUCCAGCGUGUACAGAGGGAUGAAGGCCUUCGGCGCUGCUGGCUUCUCCUUAGCCCGGAGCUCGACACCGUCGCCGACCUUGCCGCUCAUGUCGCAGCCCGUUUCCGCCUCCGCCGCACCUGCCCGCGCGGCGUUGUGCUCUCGAUGGACGGGUUUACCUUGCCACCAUUCGAGUCAACCUGCAUCUUCAGGGAUAACGAUAUUAUAAGGGUUAAACAAAAAUCCUGCAGGAAGCAGGUAGGGCACAAUGAUGUGCACUGUAUUCGAGAUCAUGAUAUAAUAGAGAAGAUGCCGCUUCCAGUUGAUGACAAAAUCCUUGCCAUCCAGGAUCAAAGGGAUGGCCGUAAACACCAAGAAGAAGAGGCACAUGAUGAUCACCAGCUUGAAGAAAAUGUCACUGCUAGCCAUAGCAUAGAAAACAAUGGUACAAGCUCUAAGAGGAAGUGGAACGAUGGGGUUGCAGAAAUACCUGAGAGCUCAAAGGGAAAAAGGCCGAAGGUGAAAAAUUCUGGAAAACAUAUAGAUUGCAGCAAGGAAGAACAGCGUGGAUCUAAAAAGUUGAAGUUGUCAGUUAUUGAUAUUGAAGAUAAGAAAGCAACUCUAAAUCAUGAAACUACCACUACCUUGGUGGAUCAGCAAAAAGCAGAGGGGAACAAUAAAACCGAAUUGAAAUGUGAGGCAAAUGUGGCAGACUACAAUGCUCAAAGUGAUACAAAAAAGUUGGAGAGUAGAAGUGCUCGUCGCAAGAAAAUUAAAAGGCUGAUGAGACAGAGAGGAAAAUUACAAACAGAUAAGAAUGUGCAUGAAGAUUCACUAAUAGCUCCUGAUUUUCCAUCAUCAAGCAAUCAAGAUGGCUUGCCUGUCCCAUCAAGCAAUCAAAAUGGAUCACAUGUUCAUUUUUCAAGCAUCAAAGCAGAUGAGGAAGAAUCUGAUACAUCGGAUGAGAUUGUCCCAGUUGUGGUUCGGCCUGGUCACAUUCGCUUUGAACCAGCAGGUGGAGAACCCGACAAAUCGCCAGCACAGGAGUUACAGGGCACGUUCCAAUGGAGUGCAACAAUGAGCAAAAAGAAGGGCCAGAAGUGGGGAAUGAAUAGCUCAAACAAGAAAAAUGCUGAUAUCGGCUAUCAUGCAGGAAUAGCUGGAUGCAGCACAGAAGUUAACAAUCAUGUCAUGGACAUUAAGGUUACUGAAAAUGGCUUUUGUGCUGUCAAUAAUCGAAGGAACAAUGAAGGCAGUAACAUUGAGAUGUCCAGUGUGCAAAAUAUUGCUAAUGAAGAAAAGUCUAGCGAACCUUUCAAUUUUGAGAGCUUGUACCCCCUAACACGACUUCCAAAGGAGGGAGAUCUGAUUGCCUACCGAUUGGUUGAGCUGUCUUCCAUGUUGUGUCCGGAGCUCUCUUCGUACCGUGUGGGAAAAGUUCUGGUAUAUGAUCCCGUAUCAUUGCGUAUCAUUCUCGUACCCGUUCAAGAGUAUCCAAUCACCACCGAGGAAAAAGAAAACAAGGACGAGUCAGAUAUGCUUGUGGAUUUGUCACCGUACAAGGAAGAUGGCUCCUUGGAGAUCGAGUACUCUUCACUUGUUGAUGUAAGGCUACUGAAGGGUAUCGAAACAUGCAACGAAGUUGGAUCAGCACCGGCCGGAAGGCCAGUUACCUUGCACAAAAACGAAGGCAAUAUUGAGAGCCAGAAAUCACCCUUGGUGUCAAACAACACUAAAGGCGAAGAACGCGCACUAGGAAAGUCAGAAAGUACGGUCUGGGAAAAAAAUGGUGAGCCCAGUGAUAAGGUUGAUCUUCUGCAAAAUGGCUGGGCAACAUGGAAACAAAAUGCUAGUACGUCAGCUUGGUCUUACAGAGCCCUCAGGAGCAGCGCCCUUGGCCCGACGAUGGCAAUUCUACGAGGGAAGAACAGCCAGAGUAAACCACCCAAUCGAAAGAACUCCAAGUGAUGCCUAAGUAUUUAAUAACUUCAGUGAUACCUAUGUAAUCCAAAGUUGAUCCGAUCCUUUGGAGAAGGUCAAGCAAGUCGAUGUAGUUGGUCUUAUAUAUGUAACUGCAAUUACUGCCCUGCCUAUUUUGAAAAUUCCAAAGUGGUGACUGAUGCAAAGGGAACUUUUUAGACCAGUCAAGACUCGUUACUAUGCAAUGUCAGCUUAUUUAAUGUUGAUGAAAAUUCACUAAAAUUGAUCUUUAUUGUACAUCACUCAGAUCUUCAGCUUUGGAAUUGCUUGAUUUAUUACAGGAGGGUCAAUAGAACGUUAUCAUUUGCUUGAA